AUGGUGGGCGGUGGUCGAACUAUUUUUCAGCGACAUAAAGUGUCGUCCUUCUACUUCAACCGAACAUGGCAGGAAUACAAAGAUGGUUUUGGUUCUCUGUCAAGUGAUCAUUGGUUGGGUUUGGACAAACUCUACUAUCUGACCAAUAGUCAUGUUUUUACCGCCAUAUUCUACAUGAAGCUUGCCAAUUCGUCUUUCUAUCAACAUUAUUAUAGGGAAUUCGUAGUGAUGAAUGAAACCAACAACUAUCAAAUGACCUUUGCCCUUGCAGUCCCCCAUACUAUUACACCAUUAGGUGAUAGUUUAACGGCGGUAAAGAAUCAAUAUUUUAGCACUUAUGAUAACGACAACGACAACAGUAGCAGAAACUGUGCUUUAGACAUGAGAAGUGGGUGGUGGUAUAAUGACUGCGCACCUUGCAAUCCUAAUGGAGAACUAUUGAAGCCCACUCCUAAAUUUUAA
Messenger RNA from Patella vulgata (common limpet), 462 nucleotides. RefSeq names its product ryncolin-4-like. The record is from RefSeq and is a predicted model, not a curated record. Lineage: Eukaryota; Metazoa; Mollusca; Gastropoda; Patellidae. Bases 1 to 462 code for a protein of 153 amino acids. The transcript is spliced from 2 exons.